UGCUUCGCCACUGACUCCUCAUUCGGAGGCAUGUUCGCGAGGACGGUUCGGCUCGGGCGAGUUGCGCGGACCCUCAGGUUUGGACACAGAGGAACAUUUGCAGCAACAAUGAAGCUCGUCAGGUUUAUCAUGAAGAAUGCUGCUUUGGCCAGUGUGCCCAAACAUAUCGAGCAUUUCUCCAAAUUCUCCCCGUCGCCGCUCUCCAUCAAGCAGUUUAUUGAUUUCGGUUCCAUCAACGCUUGUGAGAAGACGUCCUUUGUCUUUUUGAGGCAGGAACUCCCCGUGAGGCUUUCAAACAUUAUGAAGGAAAUCAACCUCUUGCCUGAUAAACUGCUCACAACACCGUCUGUGCAAACGGUCCAGAGCUGGUACAUCCAGAGUUUAAUGGAGAUCCUGGAAUUCUUAGACAGGCAUCCUGACGACCACAAAGUCCUGGGAGAGUUUGUCGAUGCCUUAGUUACCAUCAGAAACAGACACAAUGAUGUCGUGCCAACCAUGGCCCAGGGCAUCAUAGAGUACAAAGAGGCCUUCCCCCAGGACCCAGUGACCAACCAGAACAUCCAAUACUUUCUGGACCGGUUCUACUUGAGCCGCAUCUCCAUCCGUAUGCUCAUCAAUCAGCACACUCUUAUUUUUGAUGGCACCACCAACCCCGUUCACCCCAACACCAUUGGCAGCAUUGACCCUCACUGUCAAGUCGCAGAUGUAGUUCAGGAUGCCUUCAAUAGUGCCAAGAUGCUGUGUGACCAGUACUAUUUCCGCUCCCCUGACCUGAUUCUACAUGAGAUGAGCCGUAAGACCAAGAACCAUUCAAUAAGCAUGGUAUACGUGCCCUCUCACCUGUAUCACAUGCUGUUUGAGCUCUUCAAGAAUGCUAUGCGAGCCACCAUUGAGACACAUGAGAGCAGCAACAACCUACCACCCAUUAACGUCCUGGUAUCUCUGGGAGGCGAGGACAUGUCCAUCAAGGUGAGUGAUAAGGGCGGUGGUGUCCCAUUUCGGAGGAUCGAGAAACUUUUCAGCUACAUGUACUCCACUGCUCCUGCUCCACAGAUAGGAGAAUACACACGGCCUCCACUGGCUGGCUUUGGCUACGGUCUGCCCAUCUCUCGUCUCUAUGCCAAGUAUUUCCAGGGGGACCUGCAGCUUUACUCCAUGGAGGGUCACGGCACAGAUGCUGUCAUCUACUUGAAGGCUCUGUCCACAGACUCCAUUGAGAGGUUGCCGGUGUACAACAAAACUGCUCUCAAGAACUACAAAGUGAGUCAAGAGGCUGACGACUGGUGCGUGCCCAGCAAAGAGCCCCUAGACCUGAGCACCUAUAAGGUGGCCAAGUGAAGAUGCCUUCAAACCAGGGAACCUCCAGAAUAUCUGUCUUCAUAACUCUGCGUCAUUGCCUGCUCAAGCAGAUUGGGGAUGAUCUGGUUUUAGCAUUAGCAUGCUCAUGUUCCUGUUGUCCUUCCGGUUCUUCAUAAGGGAAGUACACAGAUCGGAAACAGCUCCUGACAGAGAACAAUUUACACCAUCACCUUUCAAAAUGUAGCUCCAACAUUGCUUAGCAUCAGGGGGGGAAUGUGUGUGUUUGUGAGUGGACACAGGGCUCAGAGUCACUCCCAGGUCGGGAGAGAUGGAGGCCACGCCCAGCAUGCUUUGGGAUUCAUGUGAUUCUGACAAAUGCAAGUUAAGGCUUGACUUUUCAAGUAAAGCAAAUUUUUCAUUUAAACAGGGGGGAAAAACCUGUUGUCGAGCAUUUGAAACAGAUUCACUAAUGACAUUAAGAUACCUUUGGUGGAAUGACUCUUCAGUUUGGCAUUUCAAAGAACAAAGAAGCAAAAAUGAUGACUUCCUUUUUUUCUGUCUUAAUCUCCAGUUAAUCUUAUCUCCGCUGUUUUACACCGCCCACAUACAAGUGUGUUAAUAUCUGAGAUCAUUCAGACUACAGACAUACUCUGCCUAAACCUGCAAAAAGCCAAGCAGUGUUGGAAGUUUAAAGAUGGCGUCUUCUGUAGGAAAUGCCACCCAAAGCUUUACAGUAGCAAUAUUGCCCAAAGGCACAUUCAUUGAAAUGACUUGAACAAUUUAAACAGAUACAUUUGAUGCACUUUGUUAUGUUUAAAGUGCUAUACUAACAUUGAAUUCUUCACCAAAUGUAUGACUUGUGUGGAUUUGUGUUGGGGAUUUUGAUAUUUCACUCCAAUUGAUAAGAUAUUUUGUUAUCUUUAAAGUCAGCUUUUUGGACCAGCCGGAAUACAACAAGCUGUCCUGUGUGUGGAUUUGCAUUAAUUGCAGAGGUUAUUAUGUAAUAGAAACUACAGCACCACAGGGCCCAAGCUCUUUUUGCUUCAGGCAGAUUUUAGUAGGAGCUGUAAAACUCCAGGAGACAAUUCAGGCUGUGCUUGAGUUCUGUACCGGUCAGUGAUCCUGUGAGGAGAGGCCAGUCUCACAUCGUUUAUUACGCAUUUGGCAAAAUGAAGAUAAAAUGCUUUGGGUCCACGUGUGUUCAAGAUGAGUAUUAUUUUUUUCUUCUGUUGUAUUUAUCUUUGACCAUAUAGUAUGUGAAAUGUUAUUUUUAUAGCUACACACUGUGACUGAAAUGAUUGUAAAUACUGUAAAUACAGUCCAAAUGAUUAAAAAAAUAAUAACA
Messenger RNA from Solea senegalensis (Senegalese sole), 2644 nucleotides. It is a transcript of the gene pdk2a, whose product is annotated as pyruvate dehydrogenase kinase 2a. Bases 31 to 1338 code for a protein of 435 amino acids. Lineage: Eukaryota; Metazoa; Chordata; Actinopteri; Pleuronectiformes; Soleidae. Gene Ontology annotation, molecular function: pyruvate dehydrogenase (acetyl-transferring) kinase activity. Gene Ontology annotation, biological process: regulation of glucose metabolic process; protein phosphorylation. The transcript is spliced from 11 exons. The record is from RefSeq and is a predicted model, not a curated record. Gene Ontology annotation, cellular component: mitochondrion.